AUGUUGAGCGGCGUUUCGGCGCGUUCUUCUUCUUCUUUAAAGUCUCUCCCUUUUAAAACGAUUUCGAGAAGGAGUUCUUCGUUUUUAGCGUCGUCGUCGUCGAAGAAUUCGUCGUCGUUCUCUUUGUGUUCUUCUUCUUCUUCUUGUUGGAAUAACAACUGGGACGAACAAAGAAGGACGACAUUUACGUCAUCGAUAUCUAAAGAAGUCGAGAGGAUUAGGAGUCGCGCAAAAGCGAGCGACAUCAGCAGCAGCUCUGGCACGACGAGUCGCACUGAAGAGAAGACACCCCCACCCGCUCAAACGAAAAAAGAUUUAUUCCGAUUUAACUACGAACACGACAUACGCGAAACGGAGACGAUGUUACCUUUCAACGCGGAUAAAUACGGAGGCGUGGUGGUGAACAGCGACGAGUACGAUUACAAAACGGACGAGGAAUUCACGCUCGCGUUAGACGAGAGCUUAGAAUCGUGGAAAGAAUCAAACAUACGCGGGUGUUGGGUGAAAGUGCCAAUCGCAAACGCGAGUUACGUGCCGAUUGUCGUCUCGAGAGGGUUUCAUUUUCAUCACGCGGAGAAGGAGUACGUGAUGUUGACGAAGUGGUUGCCGGAGAACGAGGAGAACAAGUUACCGGCGGCGGCAACGCAUCACGUCGGGAUUGGCGCUUUUGUGACUCGAAUUAAUCCAACAGAUGAGAAUAAGCGAGACGUGUUGAUGGUGCAAGAAUUGAGAGGUCCGGCGGCUGGGAGAGAUUUGUGGAAGUUACCCACGGGUCUCUUGGACGUCGGCGAAGACGUUCCGGAAGCGGCGGUGAGAGAAGUGAUGGAAGAAACCGGCGUGAAGGCUGAGUUUGUGAGCAUAUUGAGCGCGAGACACUCGCACGGCACGCACUUUGGGCGAAGCGACAUGUUCUUCGUCGUCGCGUUGAGAGCGUUGAGCGACGAGUUGAUUCGAUGCCCGAAAGAAAUCGAGAAAGUCGAGUGGAAAGAUUUAGAGUUUUUCGCGAACAAUCCGAAAGUCCAAGAAGGCACCGCCAUGUGGGCGCUCAACAAAAAGUGCUACGAGUUCGCGCAAGGGAAAAUGACCGGAAUGCAGAGCGAUUUCUACCCAGCCGGAAUGAAUCGGCCGAAACCGGUCCGAGUGUAUUUCGGCGAGGAGAAGAGCGGCGGCAGUAAACUCUGA
This is a messenger RNA of Bathycoccus prasinos, 1182 nucleotides long. RefSeq lists its product with no specific name. The record is from RefSeq and is a predicted model, not a curated record. Bases 1 to 1182 code for a protein of 393 amino acids. The transcript has a single exon. Gene Ontology annotation, molecular function: NADH pyrophosphatase activity; ADP-ribose diphosphatase activity; NAD binding. NCBI's taxonomy places the organism in Eukaryota, Viridiplantae, Chlorophyta, Mamiellophyceae, Mamiellales, Bathycoccaceae.